Nezara viridula (southern green stink bug) is the source of this 186-nucleotide messenger RNA. Lineage: Eukaryota; Metazoa; Arthropoda; Insecta; Hemiptera; Pentatomidae. The record is from the annotation of a GenBank genome assembly.
AUGUCACUCUGUAUUCGGUUUAGUGAAAUCCAUCAAGAACUAACGCAACCAGUUGAGAUACGCUCUUCGCUUCAUUGGGCAUUUAGAAUGGACUUAAAAUUUGUGGUCAACUUAGCAGAGGUCAUAACGUCUAAUGAAGUUUUCUACGUGCAAGUUUUCAUUCAUAUUACCAUUGUGAAGAUAUAA